UCCUAUAAAAACACCGAUAAAAGGCUCACUCGCUGCCCGUGAACCAUCACGCCCGCGCGAUCGCGGCGAAGAUCGAGGAAGUGAAAGGUCGUCGCCGUCUGUCGAUUGUCUUCUCGAUGUUUCCUCCUUCACCCUGAACCCCUUGCUACUGAUUUUGGGCAUCAAUUCAAAUUCGUCAUUGAGGGGAAUAGGCAGGACAAGUAGUUUGCUUUCAGUUCAGUAACAUAGGGAUUAGCUGGUUUCUAGAAUUCGAGGAGAUAAGGAAGAUCAUGGCACUCUUCAAAGUUUGAACUCUGAAUUCAACACUAAUCUACUUUGAUUGAAAGUAUGAUCUACCUUCAUACAAAAUAAGGCAUAAGGGAUCCGGUCAUUCGGAUGAUCAUAUUAACCAAUGUGAUUGCGGGUGGCUAAUUGGAAGGAUUUCAAAAGCCCUAGCUUUUCCCUUCAGUAUCGCGUUCCCCACACGUUUCCCCUUUCCUGGGCCGGUAUGCUUCCUUUCGACGCCUCGCCGCGAUCAAUUCCCUAGUUGAAGGCGGACGCGGAGCCACGAGGGGAACAGGCGGCUCCGGGACCGAAUGCUCGAUGGGGCAGAAGCCCUCAUGGUUUCUUCCCCCGACCAUCAACCUCAACUUCCUCCACUCUCACCUCGGCACCUUCCUCCCCACCGCCUCACUCUCCUCCGCCUCACCCGCUACCCCCCAAUUCAACCCUCUCCCCUCCCCUCCCCUUCCCCAUGCCGAGAGACAUCAAUACAAGCUCUACUUCCCACGGUCAAUGGUCGAAUGCCUGACGAGCUGUCUCCGCUUGGUUCUACCGCGUCGGGCGCAGCCCGAUUCCGCCCUCGCGGUUUCUCCGGCUCCGAUCUUGCAGCGUCCGAGGCCUCGGCGGAUUUCGUCGGAGCGCGGCUGCGCAGUCCCUCUUUUCAGGCCGUAUGUCGCCUCCGUGCCCUGGCAUGGGGGUGUGCGGGGAUUCUUCUCGCAGCUGUUCCCACGGUACGGCCGCUACUGCGGUCCUAAUUGGUCCAGCGGCAAGGAUGGCGGUUCUAUGCUGUGGGAUCAGAGGCCCGUUGAUUGGCUCGACUUUUGUUGCUACUGUCAUGAUAUCGGCUACGACUCUUACGAUCAGGCGAAAUUGCUGAAGGCGGACCUCUCCUUCCUGGAAUGCCUGGAGCAGCCGAGGAUGGCCUCGAAAGGUGGAGGUGCUCCAGCUGCAAUCAUCUACCGAGCUAUGUGCAUUGCAGGGCUGAGGACCAUAUUGAUACCUUAUAGGAUGCACCUAGUUAGAGUGCAAUCUGGGCCAUCAUUCUUGGAUGCGUUCAACAACUUGAUAAAUAAAUCGAGUUCAUCUACCAAUAAUGAGGCUACAAAGUGCAAAGAAAUGUUGUGAAACCAAAAGGGAUAUUUUGAUGUUGACUGAGUUGGUCUCUGAAAUCAUAUUUCCUUUUUUUUUCCCCUUAUCUGUAUUGGCAGAGUACAUGCUUAUUAUAUUAUGAAUCCACAUGCAUGUUGGUCA
Molecule: messenger RNA, 1512 nt
Organism: Zingiber officinale
Lineage: Eukaryota; Viridiplantae; Streptophyta; Magnoliopsida; Zingiberales; Zingiberaceae
Exons: 4
Coding region: 583-1386 (267 amino acids)
Biological process (GO): phospholipid metabolic process; arachidonate secretion
Molecular function (GO): A2-type glycerophospholipase activity
Source: RefSeq, a predicted model, not a curated record